Molecule: messenger RNA, 1504 nt
Organism: Camelina sativa (false flax)
Lineage: Eukaryota; Viridiplantae; Streptophyta; Magnoliopsida; Brassicales; Brassicaceae
Product: RING-H2 finger protein ATL52
Biological process (GO): protein ubiquitination
Molecular function (GO): transferase activity
Source: RefSeq, a predicted model, not a curated record
CUUAUUAUUUGUCCAAAGAUACUAAUCAAAGUCAACAAAAAAAAAAACACUCUGUGUCACAUAGAGCCCAAAAAGAUAAGGAGAGAGAGAGAAAGAGACUGUGACACUCCACCUCAAAACUCUCUCUCUUCUUCUUCUUCUUCUUUUUCUUCUUCGUCCUUAAUUUCUCUCUCUUCUGCAACACAAACAAACAAAUGGGUUCAAUGUCAAACCCUAACCCAUGGUCACCAUACGAUUCAUACAACGAUUGCUCUCAAGGAGUCUGUAACAUCUACUGCCCUCAAUGGUGUUACCUCAUCUUCCCUCCUCCUCCUCCUUCUUUCUUCCUAGACGACGACUCUUCCUCCUCUUCCUCCAACACCUUCUCCCCUCUCCUCAUCGCUCUCAUCGGAAUCCUCGUCUCCGCCUUCAUCCUCGUCAGCUACUACACUCUCAUCUCAAAAUACUGCCAUCGCCACCACUCCUCCUCCUCAGAUACUUCUUCUACUCUUAACCUUAACAACAAUCGUAACGGUGAAGGUACCUUCUCCUCCACGCAAAGACACUCCAAUACCAAUACUACUGGAGAUGGUCUCAACGAGUCUACGAUUAAAUCAAUCACGGUUUACAAAUAUAGAAAAGGAGAUGGUUUCGUCGAUGGUUCUGAUUGCUCUGUUUGUUUAAGCGAGUUCGAAGAGAACGAGAGCUUGAGACUGUUGCCGAAAUGUAACCACGCGUUUCAUCUUCCUUGUAUUGAUACUUGGUUGAAAUCUCACUCUAACUGUCCUCUUUGCCGCGCUUUCGUCACCGGAGUUAAUCAUCACACUCACACCACCACAACCGCGGUUGAUGAUGAUGAUGCUGACUCAAGACAACUCGUCGUAGCUAACCGAACCGUACCGGAAUCGGAAAUCGAUUCGAAUACAGCCGGUUCUCAAAAUCAAACCGGUGAUUUCGAUUUCGGUUCCGUUGUUGUUGUGAUCGAAGAUCUGGAAACCGGAUCUCGGAGUAGUAAUGACGGUAGAUCGGAAUUAGAGGAGCAACGAUGGGAGAGUAAGGAUGGAGAGUCGCAGCCGAUUCGGAGAUCGACGUCGCUGGACUCUGGUGUAGUGGUAUCGAUCGCUGAUGUUCUGAGAGAGAUUGAUGAUGAGGAGGAAGGCGAAGGAGAAACAGGCGGCGUCGGGACUUCGCGACGGAGAGAAGGUGACGACGAAGGGAAGACGACGGCGGCGAGUGAGAGAAGCGGAGUAUCGAGUUUUGUGGUGAGGAGUUUAUCGACGGGGAGAUUUGUUUUCUCGAGGUAUGAUCGAUCGAGAAAUUACCGUUUACCCAAUUAAAUUAAAACACGUUUCAUUUUGUUUUGUUUUUUAAGUAAAUGUUUCUUUGAAACAUCAAGUUAUAAAUAUCAUUGACUCUUUUUUUGUUGUUGUUAAUACUCUGUGCUUAGUAAUGUUUAGUUGUUUACUGAUAUAGUAAACACUUUUUGAAGAUUAAAGAAAAAAGUGAAAAAUAUAUUUAGGAGUAA